This is a messenger RNA of Monodelphis domestica (gray short-tailed opossum), 1624 nucleotides long. It is a transcript of the gene NME5, whose product is annotated as NME/NM23 family member 5. The record is from RefSeq and is a predicted model, not a curated record. Gene Ontology annotation, cellular component: cilium. Gene Ontology annotation, biological process: cilium movement; UTP biosynthetic process; CTP biosynthetic process. Gene Ontology annotation, molecular function: nucleoside diphosphate kinase activity. NCBI's taxonomy places the organism in Eukaryota, Metazoa, Chordata, Mammalia, Didelphimorphia, Didelphidae.
GGGAGGCCAGUGGGCGGGCAGGAGACUGGGGCUGGCCUUGAGCUGGGCUAGGCCCAACGCUCGGCGCUCUAGCGUCUCUUAGCAACCGGAGAGGCAGCACCAGGGCCCGGGGUAAAGGAGGAUCGGCGGUGAGGUGGCUGUGGCAACCUGUGCCCCGGGAUUACGAGGGUCCGGCCCACUGGAGGCGAGACACCAGCAGGAUCGAGGAAAGCCCAGCCUCCUUGUAGCUUCCCAACCUUGCCUGCAAGCCGCUCCAAUACUGUCACCAGCCACCUUGACCUCCCUCUCUGGGCUUCUGUGACCUCAUCUGCAAAAACUGGGCAACCUUCCCACCCCAUCCCUCUUCCCGAGGAGAUAAAUGAAGGGAUUGUGAUCGUGGGGAAGUGCCCGGAGAGUCAUUAAGCACCCGACUGGCUAACGAGGUGUUCUGAUUACGACCUUCUGGAGGCUGUUCUUAAGUAGGGGAGGAGGGGUGGGUUCUCGUUGAAGUUCAUACCUGUCAAGUUUAUCUAAAAAAACAAAACGAUGGAGAUAUUAAUGCCCCCACCUCAGAUUUAUGUAGAAAGAACCCUGGCUAUUAUCAAACCAGAUAUCGUGGACAAAGAAGAGGAGAUAGAAGAUAUCAUCCUCAAUUCUGGAUUCACCAUUGUUCAGAGAAGAAAGCUACGUUUUAGCCCUGAACAGUGUAGCAACUUUUAUGUGGAACAAUAUGGGAAAAUGUUUUUCCCUAAUCUAACAGCAUACAUGAGUUCUGGUCCACUUGUUGCCAUGAUAUUAGCAAGACAUAACGCAAUUCCUUACUGGCUGGAUCUUAUGGGGCCAUCUAAUAGCUUCAAAGCUAAGGAGACGCACCCAGAUAGUCUAAGAGCAAUCUAUGGGACAGAUGAGCUAAGGAAUGCACUUCAUGGAAGUAAAAAUUUUACUGCAGCAGAAAGAGAAAUUCGAUUCAUGUUUCCUGAAGUGGUUAUUGAGCCCAUCCCAUCUGGAGAAGGUGCUAGAGAUUACCUGGAGUUGUAUGUAAAUCCUACUCUAUUGGCAGGACUCACAGAGCUUUGUAAGCAGAAACCAGCAGAUCCCUUUAUUUGGCUAGCUGAUUGGUUGCUUACAAAUAAUCCCAACAAACCUCGACUCUUUCAACGAGAACUUAUGGAAGAGUCUAAUGAAGCCAAAACAUACUGAAGAAUGGAUCGAGCCCUAUCCUAUUAUUAUAAAAGACUUUUAUUCUACACACCUUUUUGUUAACAUGAUUCUUAAGCAGAAUAUGGGGAAUAAGGAACUGUGCGAGAAGUAUAUCUUGUUUUAAGAGUAUUCUCAGCAGAAGAUAACCUUUACAAAAGAACCAUAGAACUAGUGUUUGAUUUUAACCAUAGGGAAUAACUUAAUGGAAAUCUUAGUUGUUUAAUGAAGAGGAUUUGGGAAGGAAUAUAAUUUUUUCAGGCUAGUAUCCUCUGUACACACACAUUCUAGAUAUAGGCAGUAUAAUCAUAAAUGUGAUAGAGUAUAAGCAACUGAGCUAAAUCUAAGAAAGGUGUGGUUCUUGUCAUUUAUGCAUCAUUAAGGCCCAAACUAACCCUGGUUGUACAACUUCUUAACCUGAAAUCCAUAAAGUAUAACAAAAACAAAA